Oryzias latipes (Japanese medaka) is the source of this 1977-nucleotide messenger RNA. RefSeq names its product ovochymase 1 (gene ovch1). Gene Ontology annotation, biological process: proteolysis. The record is from RefSeq and is a predicted model, not a curated record. Gene Ontology annotation, molecular function: serine-type endopeptidase activity. Lineage: Eukaryota; Metazoa; Chordata; Actinopteri; Beloniformes; Adrianichthyidae.
UUCAGUGCUCAAUAGCACUAAAGUCUGCCAUUAGAUCAGAGCGGGCAGGUGUGUUUGAGGCCACACCCCCUCCAGCGAACGCAUGUGUUUGGACGGACAGGUGUGUGCAAUCUGGUGCAUCACCUCGGAAGACUCCGGACGCAGCAGCUCCGCGUUGAAGCCGCAGACAUGCCGCCGCGUGCGCUUGGGCUCCUGGUGGGAGUUCUGCUCUCAGUUCGGACAGGCGGAAGCUGGAACUGGACCCAGAACCAGAGGACUGAAAGCCUGCAGGAACCGUUCUCUGGACGCUUUGGCUUCAGUGAGCUGGCGGGGGUCCGGGCCUUCCCUCCGGAGCUAGAAAUGGAGACCAGGAUCAUUGGGGGGCAGGAGGCCUGGGCUCACUCGUGGCCCUGGCAGGUCUCGCUCCAGUUUUCCACAAUGCCAACCUGUGGGGGGGCCAUCAUUGCUCCAGAGUGGGUGGUAUCUGCUGCUCACUGCUUCAGCAGGUUCAACACUGAAUCUCUGUGGACCGUUCUGGCAGGGAAACAUGACCUGGACAAGCCCCAGGAGACAGAGGAGCAGCGGGUCCAGGUCUCGAAGAUCGUCACUCAUCACCAGUACAACACUCGCACUAAAGAGUGCGACCUGGCUCUGCUGAAGCUCGAGCGCCCGCUGGUAUUCAACGAGUUUGUUCGGCCCAUUGACCUCUGGAUGACCCCGCUGCCCGAGCACAUGAAGUGCACCAUCACCGGCUGGGGCUCCACCCAAGAGAACGGUCCCCGAGUCAACCGCCUGCAGGAGGUGAACGUCAGCAUUCUGGCCUUCGAUGUCUGCAAUGAGUACUACAAAGGCAGGAUCAUGCCGUCCAUGUUCUGCGCCGGCAAAGACGAAGGAGGCCUGGAUGCCUGCCAGGGAGACUCUGGAGGCCCGCUGUCCUGCUUCACUGGGACCCGACAUAAGCUGGCAGGCGUGGUGAGCUGGGGGGUCGGUUGUGGUCGAGCCAGAAAGCCUGGAGUCUACUCCAAACUGCAGCAGCACAUCCUGUGGAUGUCUGACAUCAUAAACGAGGUGAAGGAGGCCCAGGUGGACCUCACAGGAGCAGAGACGGCGUGUGGGAAACUGCAGCCCUCUAGCUGUGAGCGGGCUCCAAGCUUGGCCAGCAUCUCUGUGUCCAGGAGGGGGGCGGUGUGGGUGGACAAUGUUACAGAGUCCUGCCCCUUCUCCUGGCCCUGGAUGGUCAGCCUGCAGUCAAACAGGAAGCACUUCUGCAGCGGUGUUCUGAUCCAUCAGCGUUGGGUGCUUACAGCCAAACACUGCAGUGUCAGUGCUAAAGAGGACGUGGUGGUUCUGGGGGUCCAUGACCUGAAGUUAACGUCAGUUCAGACUGUUCUAGUGGACGAGGUCUUUAGCCCCGUUAACGAUGCCGGCUUCCCGCCACAUUCUGAUCUGUCUCUGCUGCGCCUCAGUGCAUCAGCCAGAUUUGGUCCACACGUGUCUCCAGUUUGCAUCCCUGAGGAGGACGAGGAGCUGGAUGACAGCUGGACCUGUGUCGUUGCUGGCUGGGGGAAAGUCCAGACAUCAGAGGCCUUAAAUCCGGACCGGCUGCACCACGCCGAGUUGACCCUGGUCAACGAGUCCACCUGCAUCCAGAAAUGGGGCGAUCUCAUUACUGACUACCACAUCUGCUCUCACCCAGUGGGAUCGGCUUCCUGCAUGGGAGAUGCUGGAGCUCCUCUCUUCUGUCGGAAACACGAUUCCUACUUCCUGUUUGGUGUGGUUACGUGGGGCAGUUGGAGGUGCAGCGCUAACAAACCUGCCAUUUUCACCCGUGUGGCAGACUUCCUUUCAUGGAUCAGUGAUGUGAUUGACGUCUGAGCUUUCAAGCUCAUUAGAAGCUCCAUGUUUUCCUCUUUUGGUCUGUUUUGAGCGGCCCACUUCCCGCUUUCAUGUUUCACAGACAAGUAGAAGCGCAGAAUUGAAAUAAAGUUUGAAACAGUC